Molecule: messenger RNA, 2690 nt
Organism: Oryzias latipes (Japanese medaka)
Lineage: Eukaryota; Metazoa; Chordata; Actinopteri; Beloniformes; Adrianichthyidae
Gene: fastkd5
Product: FAST kinase domains 5
Biological process (GO): mitochondrial RNA processing; regulation of mitochondrial mRNA stability
Cellular component (GO): ribonucleoprotein granule; mitochondrial matrix
Molecular function (GO): RNA binding
Source: RefSeq, a predicted model, not a curated record
UUUACUUUUAUUUUGAAAAGAUUGCUGCCCAAUUCCGGUGUAAUUUCAGACCUCUUCGAACAGUGAAGCAUCCGUUGACUUCCAUGAGGUUCUUGCUCGUGUCCUCCGUGGACUGUAAAAGUCUCCCACAUGAUGGCGGCCCGAGUGCUUUGUCGGCACGGUUGCAGAGUGAACUCUGUCCAUGGGUUCAGGAAAAAGUUUUCCCAGGCUGAAGACGUACACCUCAAACUAAUAGAGGAGACUGAUCAUCAGGAGGAGCAGAAAACGUUGUCACGCCAAAUCCCUUCUCCAUCCCCGUACAGACUGUAUUACAAUCCUUCAUCUUAUUACUACCCUUCAAGGGACUCUGCAAAUUCCCACAGUCAAACAGAUGACCAUGAAGAAGAACAAAGGCCAUCUGACGUUGUACCGUCUUUCAGGCAACAGAGCAAUCGAUACAGCGUGAGUUGCUCGCGGCACCUUUCAAGCUCAAAUAAACUUCUUGAUUUAGCUUUCAAUAAGGCCCCUGAAACGGACAAAACGUCAGUGCUGCAAAUUCACAAAAAGACAGUAACACCAGAUGUUAAAGUAAAUCCACGUGCUUUCCUUAAGACUCGACCGGAGUACGCUUCCACGAGUCUUGACCUCACUCAGCGUCCGGAUCCGGUUGAAUGGGUCGAGGUGCUGCCUGUUCUUCAAAACGUGUCCUUGUUAAAGGGCAGAAUGAAACCGUCUGAUGUGUCCCAGUUGCUGGCCGAACUCAGCAGGUUGCACGCUGACAAGAUGGCGCUGCUGAGAAGCGACCCGCGCUUUCUGACGCUGCUCCGAUACUCCGUGAAGCACCUUCGCCUCUUUUCCCUCUCUGAGCUGCUGGAGGUGCUGCGAUUGUUUGUGUGGGUGGAGAUGCCGUCCUCCCACGCGAUUUUUGAGACUUAUGAGGAGGAGCUGAGCCAGCGGGCCAAGCAAAUGACUUUUCAAGAGCUGUUGUUUGCAGCUGACUUGUGGCGCUGUAUUGGAAGGCAGGUGCCUCAGUUCUUAGAGUACCUGUAUACUUCAGUCCACCUCCAUUUGGGUCAGAUCAAUGUCCCUGAACUGGUGCACCUGCUUUAUAUCAUAGGUGAAGGGAGACACUGCCCAAAAGACUUGGUUCGCCCGCUAGAGCAGCUUCUUAUGCAUCAUUUACAUCUAUUGCAUCCUGAGGAGGUCGGCACGGUUUGCUUAGGCCUUUUCAAAUCCCAAACUUCAGUUUCUGAAAGCGCAGUGACUCGUAUUGUUGACAGGGCUCUGUCCUUUGUCAGUGAGAUGAGCAACUUUGGGAUAGUGAACGUGCUGAAGUACAUGCGCUUCAGUUAUCUUUUUCACAAGCCAUGGCUGGAUGCGAUGGCGCAGGAGAUUCCCCGUCGGAGUCACGGGAUGGGCGUUCAAGGGCUGAUGCAUGUGACAUUAACCUGUUCAGCUCUUCAUUACCGUAAUGAUGGAAUCCUCUCUGCUGUGGCUGAGAGAAUUCCUUCCCUGGCGCCGCAUUGCAGAAGUAAAGAUUCCUGCAAAUUACUGUGGGCCUUUGGCUCUUUGGGGUUUCUCCCAACUCAGAGUCCGGGUUUCUACCCGAGCCUAACGGAAGCCCUGAGGCAGAGGAAAGCUGAGUUUCAGCGGUACCCAGAGCACCUGCUCACAGGUCUACUAGGCUUAGUGUUCAUCUCUCAGUUCCCAGAGGACCUGGUUGCAUUAGCUUUAAGCCCCGAAUUUGUCCACUUAGCAUUGAAACGCUCCCAGCUGGAGCUGAAAAAGGACCUGCUGACUUUAGAUGGAGCUGUGGCUCUGGAGCUGCCCCAGUGGACCGGCCCACGAUUGAGCCGUGAACUCAGGGAGGAGGUGGCAGAAAUGCUGUGGACAUUUGCACAGUCAGAUGUGUGCCAGAAACCUGAAGUAGUCGAGGCUGAAACUGCUCUACAGGAUCUGCUGGGGGGAGAGCAGUUUGUGUGUAAGCGGAUGAUCCUGCCUCACACUCGCUCCAUCGACCUGGAAGUACACCUGGACUCCACAGGACAACCUAUACCUGUCCUCCCACCAUGUUCAGCACAUAAUCCCGCCUCCCCGGUUCCUUCUCAUCAAGACUGGGAGAAGUUAAACACAGGAAUAACCAUCACGGAUGAACUCAUCGGACAAUUAUGUAAUUUAAAAACCACUGCACAUUCUUCUGCUCAGUCCUCCAUAAUCAAGCCUCCAUCUCUUCAGAGAUUUCUUCCUGAUGAAGGUGAGAAAGUGUUUGAGUCCGUGCUGGACCUGACGAGUGGCAUCACAGAGAAGUCUGCCAAACCUAUCUCAGCUCCCCAGGACUUGAAAUGCUCUGUUAAAGUAGCUAUCCAGGUUCCCACCCGGAAUCACUACUGCACGCAGUCACAGCAGCUGCUCGGCCUUCACGCCAUGAAGAGGAGACACCUGAAGCUGGAAGGAUUCAAGGUUGUGGAGCUGGGCUUUCAGGAGUGGUCUCAAAUGCUCAGGAAAAGCAGGACAGAGAAGCUGGCGUAUCUGCACUGCAAAAUCUACGACUGUCUGUAAGAACCAAGAAAGAAAUGUAGAACUUUGGAAAAUACUGUUUCUGGUCUAAUUGAUUGCUAUUUGAAAUGCUGAACACUUUUGUACGUGUCGAAAUGUAAAAACGGACUGUACAGACAUGGAGAUUAAAAGGAUUCUCUUCUGUUUUUGUCUAA